This is a messenger RNA of Vespa mandarinia (Asian giant hornet), 1634 nucleotides long. RefSeq names its product signal sequence receptor subunit 1 l(1)G0320. The record is from RefSeq and is a predicted model, not a curated record. Lineage: Eukaryota; Metazoa; Arthropoda; Insecta; Hymenoptera; Vespidae. Gene Ontology annotation, cellular component: endoplasmic reticulum membrane; endoplasmic reticulum.
AAAUACUUCAUGUUCCACGUUGACGAAUUGACGCGACGUUGUUGACCUUCCACGUAGCAUGCGACAAUGGUAACGGUCUCGUUAUGCCGGAGUAUUCAAUCGUAGAUUCAGUAACAGAGUAUAUGUGAAAUCAAAUUAAUCUUUAUACAUAACAGAAAAGAUAGUAUACAACUAGUGAAUUAAAAUGAAGAGAUUCAGUCUUUUUCUCUUAUUAGCCAUUCCUCUUAUCAUUUUAAGUGCAAACAGAGGAUCUGGUGUAGCUUAUGCUCAAGAAGAUGAAAAUAUUGAUGAUAUAGUAGAUGUAGAAGGUGAAGACAAUACAGUUAUCACAGAUGAUGAAUUGGAAGAAGAAACAACUAAUGCUUCGGCUGAUGCAGAUACGACCAUUUUGUUUACUAAACCUAUUCAUAAUGCGUUAUCCACCCUCGAGUUACCAGCUGGAAAUUUGGUAGAAUUUCUUGUUGGUUUCACUAACAAAGGUGAAAAUGAUUUUGUUUUGGAAUCAUUGGAUGCCUCGUUUCGUUAUGCCAUGGAUUUUAACUUCUAUAUUCAAAACUUCUCUACAUUCUCAUUUAAUAGAGUAGUAAAACCAAAACAUGAAGCAACAUUGGCAUAUUCUUUUGUACCUUCUGAAACAUUUGCAGGAAGACCAUUUGGACUAAAUGUUAAUCUUAAUUACAGAGAUGCGAAUGGAAUCGGCUAUAGUGAAGCAGUUUAUAAUGAAACAGUACAAGUCAUAGAAUUAGAUGAUGGAUUGGAUGGAGAGACUGUGUUUCUUUAUGUGUUCCUUGCCGCAUGCGUAAUAUUGACUUUAGUUGGUGGACAACAACUCCUAUCAUCUUUUGGUCGCAAAUCUCGUUCUUCCACAACACGUAAAGCACCUAUAGAAAUGGGAACAUCUAAUCCUAAUAACGUAGAUUAUGAUUGGUUACCAAAGGAAACUCUUAAUACACUCAGUAAGUACAGGAGUACAGGAUCACGCAAUAAAUCACCCGAAACUUUGAAUCCGCCACGUGCUUUCAAUGAUGUCAAAGAAAGAAAUGUGAUGUACAAAAAGAAUAAACAUAGACAUUAAAUUGGUUAUAAACUUAUCGGAGAGAAUUUUUUAUACACACUUUUUCUAGAUAAGUCCCCCAGAACACCAAAACAAAAAACCAAGCAAAGAAAAGGAAAGCGGACAUCUCCAACAAUGUCUGGAACAGAAAAUCACUCAAAUAAUUUGAAUAAUUUAUGAAAAUAAUGUCUAUGAUUAAUAUUCUUCAUUAGGUGAGAUAACAAAAAUGUAAUUUGUAAAUUGUCAUGAUACCUGUAUUAUAAACAUCAUCAUAUAAAAUUUGGAACAAAACACUUGAUAUCAUAAUAAGCUAUUAUUUAAAUAAUAUGAGAUUAGUAUAUAACAAAAAAAAAAAAAAAAAAAGAAAUGCAAGAAGUGUUGUGUGUUUCAUUUGUACAAUUUACAUAAAAAUUUUGUAAUUCCAUAAAUAUUAUUACCCAGCAUACAUGUUUCUUUGUAAAACGAGAUGGGUAUGUAUGCAUCUAUGACAAAAAAGAAAUAAACAUGUGAUUGUUUUAUGAUUAUACUCGUAUUAGACACACGACAAUGUGAUCAGAAUAAACUAGCCAUUUUAUAUAAG